This is a messenger RNA of Pogoniulus pusillus (Red-fronted tinkerbird), 1917 nucleotides long. RefSeq names its product purinergic receptor P2X 1 (gene P2RX1). The record is from RefSeq and is a predicted model, not a curated record. Gene Ontology annotation, cellular component: nuclear inner membrane; plasma membrane. Gene Ontology annotation, biological process: response to ATP; calcium ion transmembrane transport. Lineage: Eukaryota; Metazoa; Chordata; Aves; Piciformes; Lybiidae. Bases 173 to 1345 code for a protein of 390 amino acids. The transcript is spliced from 13 exons. Gene Ontology annotation, molecular function: extracellularly ATP-gated monoatomic cation channel activity; purinergic nucleotide receptor activity; ATP binding.
GGAAGAGGAAGCCGCGUCCCAGCGCAGAGGAUCGGCCCCACAGCCCCGAUGUGCCCAGGCCAGUGCCCAUAGUGGGGCUCACUGUUCUCUGCUGGCAGGAGCUGCUGGAGCAGCUGCGGGCACCCCCCGACCCACGGCGCUGAGCAGCGGGGCUGCAGGAGCUGUGCCAGCCAUGGGGCAGAAGUGCAUGGACAAGGUGUCCUCCUUCCUCUUCGAGUACGACACCCCCAGGAUGGUGCUGGUGAGGAACAAGAAGGUGGGACUGACCUUCCGGCUGAUCCAGCUCGUGGUCCUGGCGUACAUCAUCGGCUGGGUUUUCCUCUACGAGAAGGGCUACCAGUCCCAGGACAGCAUCGUCAGCUCCGUCUCAGUGAAGCUGAAGGGGCUGACGCUGACCAACGAGAGCGUCGUGGGCCCUCACAUCUGGGACGUGGUGGACUACGUCUUCCCACCUCAGGGGGACAACUCCUUUGUGGUGAUGACCAACUUCAUUGUCACCCCUGGACAGAAGCAAGGAACCUGCCCAGAGCUGCCGGACGCGGGGCCCUGCUCGCAGGACAGCGACUGCAGCCGCGGAACGUACAGCCGCCAGGGGCACGGGCUCAUGACAGGCAAGUGUGUGCACUUCAACAGCUCCGUAAAGACCUGUGAGAUCUUUGGCUGGUGCCCUGUGGAAGUUGAUGACCAUGUUCCCAGCCCUGCCUUGUUGUCAGAAGCAGAGAAGUUCACCUUGUUCAUCAAGAACAGCAUCACCUUCCCCAGGUUCAAGGUGUCCAGGCGCAACUUGGUGGAGAGCGUCACCAGGCAGUACCUGAAGCAGUGCACCUACCACCGGCUGAGCGAUGCCCUCUGCCCCGUGUUCCAGCUGGGCUACAUCGUGAGGGAGUCAGGCCAGAACUUCACCCUCCUGGCCGUGAAGGGCGGAGUGGUUGGCAUCACCAUAGACUGGAACUGUGACCUGGACUGGCCUGUGCGCUACUGCAGACCUAUUUACCAGUUCCAUGGCCUCUACAAUGAUGACAGCAACGUGUCCCCAGGCUUCAACUUCAGGUAUGCCAAGUACUACAGAGAAGAAGACAAGGAGAAGAGGACCCUCUACAAGGUGUUUGGGAUCCGCUUCGACAUCCUGGUGAAUGGCAAGGCAGGCAAAUUCGACAUCAUCCCGACCAUGACCACAAUUGGCUCUGGAAUUGGCAUUUUUGGAGUGGCCUCUGUCCUCUGUGACUUGCUGCUGCUGCACUUCCUCCAGGGCAGGGACUACUACAAGCAGAAGAAAUUCAAAUACGCGGAGCAGGAGCCUCCCAAGGCACACAAGAAGGAAAAGGAAGUGGACAACGCACAAUGAGAGGGUCACCUGAAGAGGAGCAGUGGGUGGCAAGACAGCAGAAGUCACUGUGCACCUCUGUCUCGGCAGAAUCCAGGCUGACCUGCGCCCUCAUCCCUUUCCUCCUCUGCUAACACAUGGAUGCCAUCCCCUGUCACCACCCCAUGCCAGCCCCAAGGCCAGCAGAAGCAGCACCCAGCUCACGGUGACCUGCAGCCAGGCAGGGUCCGUCUGGUUGGGUGCCUUUGGUGGGACAUAGUACUAGGGGUGGGUUAAACUCCUGCUGGGCAUCAGAGAGCCACUAAGGCACCCUGGGGGCCCUCCACCAGCCCUGACUUUGCAGGUACUUGCAGAGGGCUCCGACUGCCCCCUGUCUGGUGUGCCGGGACCACGCCAGGGCAUCCCACACCCGGACGGCCCUGGGGAGAACAUCAAUGCUUCUCCUUCCCAAGGGCACCCUUGGACAGCUUCGAAUUGAGGGGAGGGGGCGGGAAGCCAGAGCCGUGCCCACUUCCUCGGCACGGGAGGAGCGGGGGCCUGCUCUGUGAGGAUGUGUUGUGCUACAAAAAUAAACCUUCCGUUUUUCUACUACA